Messenger RNA from Dermacentor andersoni, 616 nucleotides. Its product is annotated as boophilin-G2-like. Gene Ontology annotation, molecular function: serine-type endopeptidase inhibitor activity. NCBI's taxonomy places the organism in Eukaryota, Metazoa, Arthropoda, Arachnida, Ixodida, Ixodidae. The record is from RefSeq and is a predicted model, not a curated record.
AUAUAAAAGACGCCGCUUCAAGCACGCACUCCGCGACAGCUGAGAGGGUCAGCAGGGAAACUCAACAUGAAGUAUUGUAUUCUCCUUGCCUUCUUUGGCGCUGCAAUGGCGCAGAGAAACGCCAUCUGCAGACUGCCGGCGGACGAAGGCAUCUGCCGGGCGCUCAUCCCGCGCUUCUACUUCAACUCUGAAACCGGGGAGUGCACUUCGUUCCUCUACGGCGGCUGCGGGGGAAACGAGAACAACUUUGAGACCAUCGAGGAGUGCGCAAAAGCGUGCGCUAAACCUGAAAGACCUAGCGACUUUGAAGGCGCUAACUUCGAGACUGGCUGCAAGCCGGCGGCCGACAGCGGUUCUUGCAACCAACAGUUGGAGCGCUGGUACUACAACGUCCUCUCGGGAAAGUGUGAAACAUUCGUCUACGGAGGCUGCGGCGGCAACGAAAACAAUUACGAAAGCGUGUGGGAGUGCGAAAUCGCCUGCAAGGCCACGUAAUCCGAAUUACCGGAGGAUUGCUCAUCAAUAUCGGCAUGUCGAGGGUUCUCAAACCAUCGGCGAUGCCCCAAAAUGUAGUUUGUAAAUAAAAGGAUACUGUUGAGUGAGGCCGAAGAUGUCA